AUGCCGGCGGUGGCUCGCGUUUUCAAAGAGCCCCCCUGCGAUUUUUGGUGUUUGAGCUCCCAUGAAUCGCUCCCUUUGCUGCCGCUAGAGCUCGAGGCGAUCGGACAGAGGCCGCUCGCUGCUUCGUCCCGUGAAUUAGAGCAUCAGUGGACCCAGAGCCUCAGCUGCUUCAAACUGGCCCUGAUCCACGAGCUGCUCUACGCUGUCUGGGAUCCGGCCAUUGGAGUGAUCUGUGGCCAAGAAGAACCAGGGCAAGGUGCAGAGCAACGUGAACCCAAGACCCAGGAGAGAGCUCAAGUACAGAAGAUGAGAGGGCUACUCUCUCCAAAGUCCCUGUUAACUCCAACCUUACUGCAGAACACGACCCUCCUGGAGCUGGUGAGCAGCUCCCGGGAGUUAUGGGAUAUCCUGGACAACCUGUCAGAGCGGGACCAGGCUCCACACCCCAGAGGACAAAGGGACUUGGGGCCAGCCUCAGGCAAGCUUAAAAAAAUUUUUGGCUGGGGAGAUUUCUAUUCCAAUAUCAAGACAGUGAAGUUGAACCUCUUGAUCACUGGAAAGGUCGUUGAUCACGGCAACGGCACAGUCAACGUCUUCUUCCGACACAACUCUACCGGGCAAGGGAACAUCUCCGUCAGCCUCGUCCCCCCCACCAAGGCAGUGGAGUUUGACCUGGAGCAACAGAUCUUCAUCGAGGCCAAAGAAUCCAAAAUCUUCAACUGCCGCGUGGAGUACGAGAAAGUGGAUCGUGCCAAGAAGACCACGCUCUGCACUUACGACCCAUCUAAGACCUGCUACCACGAGCACACCCAAAGUCACGUCUCCUGGGUCUGCUCAAAGCCCUUCAAAGUCAUCUGCAUCUACAUCACCUUCUACAGCAUAGACUACAGGCUGGUGCAGAAAGUGUGUCCCGACUACAACUAUCACAGCGACGUACCCUACUACCCCUCGGGAUGA
Nipponia nippon (crested ibis) is the source of this 957-nucleotide messenger RNA. Lineage: Eukaryota; Metazoa; Chordata; Aves; Pelecaniformes; Threskiornithidae. The record is from RefSeq and is a predicted model, not a curated record.